This is a messenger RNA of Caenorhabditis remanei, 1938 nucleotides long. RefSeq lists its product as uncharacterized. Bases 1 to 1938 code for a protein of 645 amino acids. The record is from RefSeq and is a predicted model, not a curated record. Gene Ontology annotation, molecular function: mitochondrial ribosome binding; GTP binding; GTPase activity. The transcript is spliced from 7 exons. Gene Ontology annotation, biological process: positive regulation of translation. NCBI's taxonomy places the organism in Eukaryota, Metazoa, Nematoda, Chromadorea, Rhabditida, Rhabditidae. Gene Ontology annotation, cellular component: mitochondrion.
AUGAGUCGGGGAAAGCUGUUAAAACAAUCGUAUCUAUUCAAAUUACGGGAAAUAUGGAGAUAUUAUUCUUCUGCAGGGGAUCCUACCAAGUUAAUAAAUCUUUGCGAGUUCACUCCGGAUAAAAUCAGAAAUUUCGGAAUCGUGGCUCAUGUUGAUCAUGGAAAGUCAACUCUUGCCGAUCGAUUAUUAGAAUUGUGUGGAGCCGUUCCUCCAGGACAACAGCAAAUGUUGGAUAAAUUACAAGUUGAACGAGAGCGAGGGAUCACUGUGAAAGCUCAAACAGCUGCUUUACGACACAAUGGAUUUCUUCUGAAUUUGAUCGACACUCCUGGUCAUGUAGAUUUUUCAGCAGAGGUAUCUCGAAGCUUAGCAGUUUGCGAUGGGAUUCUUCUUCUCGUUGCUGCCAAUCAGGGAGUUCAAGCGCAAACAAUUGCAAACUUCUGGCUAGCUUUUGAAAAGAACAUUCAAAUUAUACCCGUCAUCAAUAAAAUCGAUCUUCCAGGCGCUGAUAUCAAAUCAGUAGAAACCCAGUUGAAAACCCUGUUUGAGUUCAAUCCUGAAGAGUGUCUUCGUAUUUCUGCAAAGAGCGGGCUCAAUGUAGCAAGAGUUCUAGAUGCAAUUAUUGAGCGGGUUCCAGCACCUAUCGCUAAUAUCGAUGCCCCUUUCCGUUCAAUGAUCUUCGAUUCAUAUUUCGAUCAUUUUCGAGGUGCCAUCGCUCAUAUAAUGGUGAAAGAAGGCUCCGUGAAAAAAGGAGAUAAAAUUCGUUCAUACCAAAAUGAUAAGAUGUAUGAUGUCACUGAAGUAGGAGUGAUGCGACCGGAAAUGGCGAAAUGCACUGAACUGAGAGCAGGACAAGUCGGAUAUUUAGUAUGCAAUAUGAGAACAGUGAAAGAAGCUGUUGUUGGAGAAACUCUUUUCGCCGCGGAAACUGACAAAGAAUCCGUACAAACUUUCGCAAAAAUCAAAGGGGUCCAACCAACAGUUUAUGCUGGUCUGUUCCCAGUGGACACUGCUGAUUAUGAGAGUUUAAAACAAGCUGUUGAGAGACUCUGCCUGAAUGAUUCAUCUGUAACUGUAACUCCAGAUGCAAGUAAAGCACUCGGACUAGGAUGGAGAAUUGGAUUUCUUGGAGUUUUACAUAUGGAAGUUUUCGGAGCUCGCCUUUCGCAAGAAUACGAUGCCAGCGUUAUUUUAUGUCAACCAAGUGUGGAAUAUCGAGCAAAGAUCAAAGAUAAUGAAAGUAUUCGAAAGAAGCGAUACGACGGAAUGAGUGAAAUUCGGAUUUUAGAUCCGAGCAAGUUUCCAGAGGAAAGUGAUGUAGAAACCUUCCUUGAACCAAUGGUAAAAGUUCGAAUGAUUGUUCCCAAUGAAAUGAUGGGUACAGUAAACGGUUUAUGCUCUGAAUGUCGAGGUGAGCGUGGAGAAAUUUCAUCGAUUGACACCAGCCGUCUCAUGAUUUUAUGGAGACUGCCACUUGCUGAGGUAGCUGUUGACUUUUUCGAACGGCUCAAAAAACUAACUAGUGGAUACGCAUCUUUCGAUUAUGAGCCAGAUGGAUGGCAGGAGACUCGAUUAUUGAAACUUUCAAUUUUAAUCAACAGUAAAGAGGUUACCGAGUUCUCACAGAUUUUGCCAGCAGCGAUGGCUCGUGAUCGUGCGAAAACUUUAGUUCAGCGUCUCAAAAGAGAAAUUCCUCGGCAACAGUUCGAAGUCACGAUAAAAGCAUGCGUCGGCUCUUCUACCAAAGCGCUUUCUCAAAUUGUUAUUCAACCAAUGAAACGUGACUUUUCUCAAUUGUUAAAAGGAAAUUUUGGAGGUGGUGGAAUGGAGCGCCUGAACAAAAAAUUGAGUCAUCAAAAGAAAGGAAAGGAAAGAAUGAAGAUGGUUGGAAACGUACAGAUCCCCAAAGAAGCGUUUUUGAAUGUUCUAAAGAAUUAG